AUGCCUUCACCUACACAACGACAUAAUAAUAAUAAUAAUGAUGCAUCAGUUUUAAGAAGCACUCAGAGUUACGCACCUACUGUCUCCUCAGCUUCACCUACACAACAAAAUAAUAAUAACGAUGCAUCAGUUUUAAGAAGCACUCAGAGUUACGCACCUACUGUCUCCUCAGCUUCACCUACACAACGACAUAAUAAUAAUAAUAACGAUGCAUCAAUUUUAAGAAGCACUCAGAGUUACGCACCUACUGACUCCUCAGCUUCAGCUUCACCUACACAACAACGACAUAAUAAUAAUAAUAAUGACGCAUCAGUUAUAAGAAGCACUCAGAGUUACGCACCUACUGUCUCCUCAGCUUCACCUACACAACGACAUAAUAAUAAUAAUAAUGAUGCAUCAGUUUUAAGAAGCACUCAGAGUUACGCACCUACUGUCUCCUCAGCUUCAGCUUCACCUACACAACAACAAAAUAAUAAUAACGAUGCCUCAGUUUUAAGAAACACCCGGAGUUACGCAUCUACUGACUCCUCAGCUUCACCUACACAACAAAAUAAUAAUAACGAUGCAUCGGUUUUAAGAAGCACUCGGAGUGAUGCACGUCCUGUCGUCACAGCAGCUGAAGACGCAUCUUCACCUGAGCGACAAUUUAACCGUCUCGUCCUGUACGUGGCUCUGGCAGCGACUCUGCUCCUGCUCGUGGUGAUUCUGGCCGUGAUUCUGUGCUGGAAAAAAAAGAAACUCAACAAACCAAAAGAGUCGAUUGAGUUCGCUGAAAUACCAGAGAGAAACCACCUGUACGAGGAGGUCGCAGAUGGGAACAGAGAAGCAGCUCCGGUCUACAGUCUGUUAUCUGAGGACGAACCACAAAACCAGCCCCAGGUGGAAACCGAGUACUCUGAAGUGAAUUUUACCGAGAGCAGCAGCAGCAGCAGCGCCCCCAAGUGUCAGACCGAAGAAAGUGCAAGUCAAACUGUUCUGUACUCCACCAUCACGUCCCUGCAGCAGUGACGACAAAGAAAAUGUUAAACUCAGCGUGACAAAGAAUAUUUCUACUCAUAUUCACUCACAGAAAACUGAGAAUACUGAACACCUGCAGAAACAUGAUAGACGAUCCAAUCAGAGUACUGUAUUUUUCGGACUAUAAGUGCCACUUUUUUUCAUGGUUUGAGUGUUUCCUGUGACUUAUACUCCGGUGCGACUUAUAUAUUAAAAUUUUCACACUGACAGCCACAAGAGGGCGCUCUAGACUUGUGUGUCCUCAUCUGUUCCUCCUGUACCACUCUCACUUGGUUCUACUGCGCAUGUCUCCUGCAGAAAAAGCCGCUGUCCUGCUACAAGUAGUGAAAUGUGCAGCCAAAAAAAUAACGGUAAUCGAGCCGCAGAAAAACUAAGUUUGGAGUGAGCGAGAAACUUGUGAGGGACUGACGGAAAGCGGGGAUGGAGAACAUAGAGAACCAGGAGGAUGCACCAUGCGACUUUCCUGAAGUCACCGGAUGGAUGGACAAAGCCUGGACUUCAGUGACACCGAAACCAUCCUGUCAGGAUUCAGAAAAGCCGAGGAGGAAAUAGGAAGCGGCGCUCCGUUUAGCUCCGGAGGUCGUGCAGAAGUGUACGGAAGCUGAGAGGGGUCACAACAAACGCAAACGCUGCCACAAAUACAAAUGUGACAACACAACAAAAAGCCACAACACAUUAAAAAGCCACAACACAUUAAAAAGCAACAACAGAAAUGACCGCGGAACUCUAUUUUAAUGAAAACGCCACAACAAAUACAAAUGUUACAACUCAAACGCAAAUGCCACAACAUAUUAAAAAGCCACAACACAUCAAAAAGCCACAACACAUCAAAAAGCCACAACGGAAAUGACCGCGAGACUCUAUUUUAAUGAAAACGCCGCAACAAAUACAAACACCACAACAUAUUAAAAAGUCACAACACAUUAAAAAGCCACAACACAUCAAAAAGCCACAACGGAAAUGACCAUGGGACUCAAUUUUAAUGAAAACGCCACAACAAAUACAAACAACACAACACAUUAAAAAGCCACAACACAUUAGAAAGCCACAACACAUCAAAAAGCCACAACGGAAAUGACCGCGGGACUCUAUUUUAAUGAAAACGCUGCAACAAAUACAAACGUCACAACACAAACGCAAAUGCCACAACACAUUAAAAAGCCACAACACAUUAAAAAGUCACAACGGAAAUGACCGCGGGACUCUAUUUUAAUGAAAACGCUGCAACAGAUACAAAUGCCACAACACAAACGCGAAUGCCACAACACAUUAAAAAGCCACAACACAUCUAAAAAGCCACAACGGAAGUGACCGCGGGACUCUAUUUUCCGAUGAACCGAUCAAGUGGCAAAUGAAGAAGAAGAACUACAACUUGAAAAGUAAAGGUCCAUCGGAAAAUAGAGUCCCGCGGUCACUUCCGUUGUGGCUUUUUAAUGUGUUGCUGCAUUUUAAUGUGUUGCAGCAUUUGCGUUUGUGUUGUGGCGUUUGUAUUUGUUGCGGCAUUUACAUUAAAAUAGAGUCCCGCGGUCAUUUCUGUUGUGGCUUUUUUUGGUGUGUUAUGGCUUUUUGUUGUGUUGUGGCUUUUUGUUGUAUUUGUUGCAGCGUUUGCGUUUGUUGUGACCCCUCUCGGCUUCCGUAGAAGUGACACCGAAGAUGAAGAAUUGAAUGGAUUUAGCGAUUUGGAGUGAGAUGGAGAGUUUGUUAAACUUGUUCUGUUCUGUUGUUUAUGUUAUAGUUUAUCUGAAGAACUGUUCAUAUGUGACGUUAACAGUCUGUUUUUCUCUCUUCUGUAGUUUUUACUAGAACCGGUUCCUGGUCUCUGAUUUUAUAAAAUAUAAAAAAGAGUUGAUCACAAAUAAAAAUUGCAAAUACUAAACGUCAAUUUAAAGUACUCCUGAAAAGACGUUUUAUUGCGCAGUGCAAUGCAAAUGGAUCUAAAGUGUCACGUUUUAAAAUGAAGAUGAAACGGACUGUAACUGUGGACUUGAAUCAUGAACUAUAGGGAUCCACAGAUAAUACUCCCUACAACUGUACAGCAACUCACACUUAUGCAACAGAUAAUACUCCCUACAACUGUACAACAACUCAUGCUUAUGUAACAGAUAAUACUCCCUACAAAAGUACAACUCAUCCUUAUGUAACAGAUAAUACUCCCUACAACUGUACAACAACUCAUGCUUAUGUAACAGAUAAUACUCCCUACAACUGUACAACUCAUGCUUAUGUAACAGAUAAUACUCCCUACAAAAGUACAACUCAUCCUUAUGUAACAGAUAAUACUCCCUACAACUGUACAACAACUCACACUUAUGCAACAGAUAAUUCUCCCUACAACUGUACAGCAACUCAUGCUUAUGUAACAGAUAAUACUCCCUACAACUGUAUGACAACUCACCUUUAUGUAACAGAUAAUACUCCCUACAACUGUACAACAACCCGCCCUUAUGUAACAGAUAAUACUCCCUACAACUGUACAACAACCCGCCCUUAUGUAACAGAUAAUACUCCCUACAACUGUACAACAACUCACCUUAUGUAACAGAUAAUACUCCCUACAACUGUACAACAACUCGCCCUUAUGUAACAGAUCAAUCUGUCAAUCAUAUCAUUUUUGCACUUUUGUCUUCUUUAUGACCUCUUGUAUAACUGAUUUUUUAUAUAUAUAUAACUUAUUUGUCUAUUUUAUUUUGACUUGUACAUUUACAUAUAGUUUUUACUCUUUGUUAUUAUAUUCUAUUGUGAUGUGUGAGUUACUGAGUCCAAAUAAUUUCUCUUGUGGAUCAAUAAAGUUUGUCUAAGUUUAAGUCUAAGAAGGAAAAAUUACAUGUGCCCUUACCACAAAAGCAGUAUUUUCAAUUUUUUUCCCUCUAGUUAUGUACAGUUUGAAGCCUGAAUUGUGUGAUCAAAUACUACUAUCUAUUCCUUUCAUUUUAGGAAAGUCUGUUGUAUUCUGAAUAUCUGUAAAUAUACUGUAUGUAUCUGAAUUUUAAUGCUUUAUUGUCAUGCCACUGUAGAGCGUAAGUGUUUUUAUUUCUUGGUAGUAAGAGAGAAGCAAUACAUCAUAAUAAAAAUGUUAAAACAAG
This is a messenger RNA of Boleophthalmus pectinirostris (great blue-spotted mudskipper), 4100 nucleotides long. RefSeq lists its product as uncharacterized. Bases 1 to 1008 code for a protein of 335 amino acids. The record is from RefSeq and is a predicted model, not a curated record. Lineage: Eukaryota; Metazoa; Chordata; Actinopteri; Gobiiformes; Gobiidae. The transcript has 6 exons.